GCAACCGUUCCCAAUAACCCGGAAGUAAAUGGUCGUAGACACCGGAUGUACCUUCAAAACACACGCGGGAGUGGAGAAAAGAAGACAAAAAUGGCGGGUAUGAGCUUACUGAAGAACAAAUUUGAGUCGUACAAGUGUUCAGCAAAUGAUGUCAUCCACUUUAAACUUGUACGUCAAGAAUCAGACAUAUUUAGCGAAACGACAACAUUCAAACCUGAGAUGACCCACCAGCUGUUUGGGGAUCAAGAGAGUAUAUUUGGCUACAAGGACCUUGUGGUAGAGAUGUUUUACAGCGCCUGCAGACUCUCAACCUAUAUCAGCAUGAAGUACAGCGAGAAACUGACUCCAGACAAGAUAGUGGAUAGUGCUGCUAUUUCCUUGCCACCACCAGACAAUGUUCUGCCAACCCUCACCAAGGAGCUUCCCCCUGGGUUCUACACCAGCAGGGAUGAAUUCAUCACUUCCCUGGCCAAAGAUGCCAACUUCAAACCUUAUGGAGAGAAACUGCAUUCGUACACAGUCAAUAAAGACAAUGUUGAACGUGAGUUUGAGAUAUACAAGACUGACAUAGAAGCACCUGGUUUCCGAGACUUCCAUGACAGACUCCAGACAUUCAUCCUCUUCUUCAUUGAUGCAGCAUCUUACAUCGAUGUUGACGAUGACAGAUGGACCUACUAUCUUCUAUUCGAGAAAUACAAAACCAAUGGGAACCCUAUGUAUGCCAUUGUCGGGUACAUGACAGUGUAUAAAUAUUAUGCUUAUCCAGAAAAGAUUCGUCCAAGAAUCAGCCAAGUGUUGAUCCUGCCGCCGUUCCAGAAGCAAGGUCAUGGUGCUCAGCUUCUCCAAACCUUCUACAACAGCUGCUACUCAAGCUCCAACGUGCUGGAUAUAACAGUUGAAGACCCCUCUGAGAACUUUCAGAGAUUGCGUGACUUUGUUGAUGUCAAGAACUGCAUGGAGCUGACCAGCUUUGAGCCAGACAGGUUGUAUCUUGGAUUCUCAGAGGACAUGGUGAUUGAGGCGCAGAAGAAACUCAAACUCUCUCGGCGUCAGACACGGCGAGUAUACGAGAUGCUGCGACUCCGAGCCACGGACCCAAGUAACACAGAGAUGUACAGACAGUACAGGCUGGACAUCAAGAGGCGACUCAAUGCACCCUUCCAGAAGAAUGGGCGUGACUUCAAGAAGCUGGAGAAAGCUCUGCAGCCCGAGGAGUUGUCCCAGACGCUGAGUUGCAUGUCCCUAGAGCAGCGCCACCUGUACCUGGAGAAGACCUUCCAGGACCACGUGGACGUCUACCGCCACAUCCUCGACCGAGUCACCACUGCCUCAUGACGGUGGAAACACAUGCCUCCAGCACACAGUGUCUAACUUAUUUGUGGACUCGACCUCUAUCAACAUUCUUUGUGCAGAAUGUGUUGAAAUUAUUCCACCAGGUGUGAUAGAAGUGAACAAGCUGUACAGGGACGAAGGUGUUGGUGGCUGCUCAUGGACUGUCAAGUGGCAGGGGGUGGUGAAUGGCAAGUCCAUUUAAACAGUGUCAGGACAGAGUACAGUUAUUAUUAUUUUCUGACAUGGAAUUAUUUUUGUAGACAUCUUUGUAGAAAGGCAAGGAGAGGCGACUGUACAUUUUGUGACCAAUUAAAUCCAGAAAUGUUACAAAAUAUGAAUUCUCGCAGACAUUCUCAAGGGUUCCCUGUUCUAAGGAAUGUUAAGAGUGCUCCCACUGUUAAUCACUAGGGCUGUGUAUUGACCUGGAUUUUGUAUUGCAAUAUAUUGCCAUACUUUAACCUGUAUUGCAAUAUAUUACCAAUUUACAUUUCCAUGAGUUAAUCAGAGUUAUACCCUGUAAUGUCAGAUACCAUCAGUCAGUUAUAUGCAUGUACUCUAGGGAGCUCUGCGAACAGGCUAUCGUUGUGAAGAGCUUGAUAAACGCGAUGUGUGCACGCUAAUUGAUAAAAAGAUCGUCACAGGCAAGUUGUAUCAGAAAGAUACUAUUUCCCAUCUCCAUAUUGAUUAGGAACACAUAAAUAUACUUAUUUAUGUUUGCCCCAAUAUAUUGCUACAUUUACAAACGUAUUGCAAUAGGUAUUGCUGAAGAUUUGCACCACAAUAUACUGGUGUAUGGGUAAUACCACACACCCAUGAUCACCUAUGAAUGUUCAGAAUGCUCCCACUGUUAAUCUCCCAUAAAUGUCCAGACUGCUCCCACUGUUAAUCUCCCAUAAAUGUCCAGACUGCUCCCACUGUUAAUCUCCCAUAAAUGUCCAGACUGCUCCCACUGUUAAUUUACCAUAAAUGUUCAGACUGCUCCAACUGUUAAUCUCCCAAUCUUUAUACAUGAGCAUAUUCCGACAACAGUUGGAGCACUGGGGUCCUGUUUACUGGGACAGGUCUGCAGCUCAGGUGACUAUGUAACGUUCAGUACCAUUGGUGGUACUUUUUGCUCUGCCUUUUCUGAAUAACUUAUUAUGACAUCACCAGUACCACAGGGCAGUUUGUUGGAGGAUUGUUUAAUUAUUGGUCAGCUGGACUUGAGUCUGAGUCUUCAAAUCGCACAAACUUUACUGCUGUUUACUGAUAGCCUUGUGCAUAGUUGGCUUAAGACUCUUUGAUGUAUAUCUUUGUGUAUAUAUGUCCAUAUGUUCAAAUAAAUCCAUUUGGAUAAAGUACUAA
Haliotis rufescens (red abalone) is the source of this 2676-nucleotide messenger RNA. Its product is annotated as histone acetyltransferase type B catalytic subunit-like. NCBI's taxonomy places the organism in Eukaryota, Metazoa, Mollusca, Gastropoda, Lepetellida, Haliotidae. Gene Ontology annotation, biological process: subtelomeric heterochromatin formation. Gene Ontology annotation, cellular component: nucleus. The record is from RefSeq and is a predicted model, not a curated record. Gene Ontology annotation, molecular function: histone H4 acetyltransferase activity; histone binding. The transcript has 11 exons. Bases 46 to 1335 code for a protein of 429 amino acids.